AUGGACGCGACGGCGUCUUUCCGCGAGGCCGCGAGGGAUGCCGCGGUGUCGACGCGCCGGCUCUCGCCGACGCGCGCGGAGGCGAGCGUCGCCGCGGUGGGAUUGCCGCCCCCGAGCGCGCGCUCGCCGGUGUUGAAAGCCGCGCACGACGCGCUGUCGCUCGUCCGCGAGCUGCGCGUUUUCCUCGCGAAACACCGCGUGGACUACCUCAGGGAGAGCAAAGACGCGGACGCGGUCAGGGACGGGAUCGAGUCCGAGGUGCGCCUCAGCGUCCGCGCGUGCCAGGCGCACAUCGCGAUGUUACGAUCCACCGUGGAGGAGACCGCGUCGACGCCGGGGCGGGAGGGGACGCAGUCCGUCGCGCACCUGCACGGCGUCGUGCUGAUCGUGACCGAGCACUUACAGCGCGUCGCCGCGCUGUUCGACCAGUGCCGCGAGGUUCGGUUCAAGAGCGUGCUGGACGAGGCGGAGCGCCGCCGCCGCCGCGCGCCGAGGGCGGCGGCGCGCUCAGCCGCGUCGGCGAACGGCGCCGCAGAUCCUGCGCCGUACGAUGAUGACACGUCAGCAUCCACGUCAGCGACCACGUCACAUCAGCAGCAGCAGCAGAUGGAGGAGCGAACGUCGGGGAACGAGCUCGUGGACGAGCUCGCCGGGCUCGCGGAUCAAGUUCGCAGAACCGAGGGCGCGGUGCUCGAGAUGGCGGCGUUGUCGUCCUUGUUCGCGACGCACGUGCAGCAGCAAGCGACGCAGAUCGAGGCGCUGUACACGCAGGCGAUAGAGAGCACCAAGCGCAUAGAGAGCGGGAACGUGGAGCUCAGGAAGACGAUCGCGCGACGGGGGGACGCGAACGUCGUCGUCGGCGUUAUUCUUUUCCUAGCGACGUUUGGCGUGCUCUUCAUGGACUGGAUGACCGGGUGA
Micromonas pusilla CCMP1545 is the source of this 918-nucleotide messenger RNA. RefSeq lists its product as uncharacterized. The transcript has a single exon. Gene Ontology annotation, biological process: retrograde vesicle-mediated transport, Golgi to endoplasmic reticulum. The record is from RefSeq and is a predicted model, not a curated record. NCBI's taxonomy places the organism in Eukaryota, Viridiplantae, Chlorophyta, Mamiellophyceae, Mamiellales, Mamiellaceae. The coding region runs from base 1 to 918 and encodes 305 amino acids. Gene Ontology annotation, cellular component: SNARE complex; membrane; endoplasmic reticulum.